This is a messenger RNA of Lodderomyces pseudojiufengensis, 1233 nucleotides long. RefSeq lists its product as uncharacterized. Gene Ontology annotation, molecular function: protein serine/threonine kinase activity. The transcript has a single exon. NCBI's taxonomy places the organism in Eukaryota, Fungi, Ascomycota, Pichiomycetes, Serinales, Debaryomycetaceae. The coding region runs from base 1 to 1233 and encodes 410 amino acids. Gene Ontology annotation, biological process: protein phosphorylation; positive regulation of Ras protein signal transduction. The record is from RefSeq and is a predicted model, not a curated record.
AUGCCAUUACAAUAUAGUGCGGCAAGAACAUCAAAUGUUACUAAAAGAAAUAAUUCAAAAUCUCCAAUAAAAAAGUUUCAAAGAGAUGCUAAAAAAUUAUUACCAAGUCAAAAGUUAUAUAAUCAAAAUUUAAAUAAAUCUAUAACCAAUAAGUCUGGAUCUCCUUCUCCUCCAGUAUCACCAUCUAAAAAUAAUGAUCGUGAAAAACUAGUGAUUAAAGAUUAUGAUAUUCAAUUAGAUUAUCAAGUUGAUUCUUCAAAUGAUGAUCUUGUUGUAGCUAUAGAUACCAUAUUAGAUAAUAGAUGGUCAGAUGAAACUUUUUUACAUGAUAAAUUUAGUUUGAAUCAUUUAAAGAAGUUGAAUUUGGAAGAAAGAAUCUUUAGUAUAAAAGGUUUAUCAAGUACAACUAAAGCUGAUAUAAUAAAGUAUAGAACUCAAUUAUUACCAGAAGGAUUAAUUACAACCACUCAACUUUAUUCAAUUUUUAACAAACAAGGUCAUACAUUUGUUGAUAAAUUAUUAGAAUUAAAUAUACGAAAGGGAAUUAUAAGAAAAUUUAUAAUUAGUAAUGCAUCACCAAUAAUUUCUAGAUCAUUAAAUAAUUUUCAAAUAGGUAAAGUCACUUAUGGAUUUGAAAAUGUUGAUUUAGUUGUGAAAAACGAUAUAUAUUAUAAACAAAUAGAGAAAACUUUAAGUUCAUUAAUAGAUCGUGAGACAAUUGAUUCAGAAACUAAAACAAAACACAAUACACUUCAAAAAUUUUAUAACUUCAUCAAGAAAAAUCCAACAGAUUUAUUCAUUUCAUCAAGUAAUUUUAAUAAUGAAGAAAUAUCAUCAUUAGUUCAAAUGGGAUAUAUAACAUUAAAUUCAAAUCAUUUUAAUGAAAUUGAAAAUAAUUAUGCAAUAUCUUUCCCAAAUUGUGGAAUAUAUUUAAAAUUAAUAAAUGAAGGUAGAAUAUGGUUAGUUAAAUUAUUAAAUAAAAUUAAAUAUAAAGAAAUGUUAGAAGAUGAAAUUUUUAAUAAAUGGUGUGGUAGAAUUUUUGGAGGUUAUGGUCAAUCAAAUACCAAAAACAAUAGUGAUACAAAUUUAGAUAUUUUAAAAUUAAAUAAUUUCAAAAAACCAUUUUUUGGAUAUGAUUUAAAUUGGAUUUUAGCUGAUGCGUUAGGAGCUGGAAUUAUUGAAGUAUUUAAUACACCUGUUGGUAGAGGUUGGAGAUUAACUGGGAAAGCUUGA